GGCUCUAUUUUACAUGGAUCCGAGAUUAGACUGGCAGUGGUGCCAUUCUCAGGAGAUUUGCAUACGCGCUGUGACUACUCAACCGACGUAGCGCUGGAACCCUGAACUUGUUGCUGUCACUGGGCGGGUCCUAAUGAUGUUUUUCGCCUAGGCGGGGGGUGUGGGAAAUCGAGUCAAGGGAGUUACCUCAACGCGAAGCAUUUCGAGAUAUGAGAUCGGGACAUUUUUCGUGUCCGUCAUUCUCUAAAUUAAAAUAAGAACGUGGAGAAAGAUAUAUUUCAGAGGUGCAGCCUACACUAGUCAUAUCAGCUGGUGGACACAUUUUAACCCCCCCGCCCCCUCCCCCGCAUGCACAAUUUCUCUGUUUACAAGUGAUUGAAAGCGUGCCAGCAGAGGGAAAAGGAUAACCUAGGAAGGAGGGAUGGUGGACAACUCCGGUAGCAGUAAGGCACAAAUGCCCAGCAUGUCUCAGGAGGCUGGUCUGGGGGGUGGCUAUCCUCAGGCAGGCACGGCAGGUGGGAUGAAGCUGGAGGCUGUCAUGGAGCAGCUGCAGCGCCAGCAGCAGGCCAGGCUGGAGAUGGAGCGCAAGGAGAGGCGGCUUCGCGAAGCCCACAUCAUGUACGCCCAGCAGGUAGCUGCACAGCAGGCCAUCCUUGCCGCGGCCCGGGUUUCUGGAGCUGGCUUCAUGGGCAAAGCCCUGGGUGGAGGGGCAUCUGGAGGAGGCCAACUGUCCCGGGUCUCCAACCAGAGCAGUGUGGACUCGGAGAGGGAGGAUGAGGAGGACAGAGGGCGGGAUUCAGGGGAUGAAGAUGACGAUGAGGAGAUGAUGGAGGGAGAUGAGGGGAGCGACGAGGAGGAGGAGGAAGGAGGGACUAGUGGUCUGGAGUACCUCCGCAAGCAGACCCUUGCUCUACAGCAGGGUGCCUCUCGUCUUCCACCGCAUCCACUUGGCAGUUUCUCUACAUCGGGCCCCCAGCGGGCCCCAUCGCCACCUGUCAGAGUAAAGCAGGAGCCUGAUGAGAAUCUCUAUCCAUCAGAGCCCCACUCUGCCACCUCCCCCAACGGUCAUGCUGAUUGGAAUAGCUUUGACGAUCACUUCAAACAGAAUGGAAGUGCUGCCUGGGCGGAUGAGGCUGACGGUGGAAGAGGAGGAAGAGGAGAGGCCUCCAGAGACUUUGCUAAGCUGUAUGAGCUUGAUAGUGACCCCAACAGAAAGGAGUUCCUGGAUGACCUGUUCACCUACAUGCAAAAAAGAGGGACCCCCGUGAACCGUAUCCCCAUCAUGGCGAAGCAGGUGCUGGACCUCUACAUGCUCUACAAGCUGGUGACGGAGAAAGGGGGCCUGGUGGAGGUCAUCAACAAGAAGAUCUGGCGGGAGAUCACCAAGGGUCUCAACCUACCCACCUCCAUCACCUCAGCUGCCUUCACGCUCCGCACACAGUACAUGAAGUACCUGUACCCAUAUGAGUGUGAAAGGAAAGGUCUGAGUUCUCCGGGCGAGCUUCAGACGGCCAUUGACAGUAACCGCCGGGAGGGCCGUCGGCCCAGCUACAGCAGCAGCCUCUUCCGCUUCUCCCCAUCCCCCAGCACCGCCCCUCACAUCCUCUCCCCUCCCAAGAUGCACCUCUCUGCGCUGGCUGCCGGGGCCCUCAACGGCCUGCAGGCCUCACCGGGCCCUUCUCUGAAAAAAGAAGAGAAUACCCCCUCCAUGCUGGCAGCGUGUCGCGGUCCCUCCAUGGGCCUGGUGCUGGGUCAGCAGCAGGUGGCAGGGCUGGCACGGGCUGCCACCCUGGAGCAGCUGAGGGAGAAGCUGGAGACCGGCGUGGGCGAAGGCCCUGAGAGGAAGAUCGCACGCCUGGCAGAGGAGCAGCAGCGCCUGAUGCAACAGGCCUUCCAACACAACUUCCUGGCCAUGGCUUCCCAGGUCCCCAUGAACCUACGCCUGCAAGGCGCCAAUGCCAGAGUGGGUUAUGCAGAUGUAUGCUGCAACACACCCACAAGGAAAUAUGAGAAACAGCAAGACAUGGCUCUAAGCAUCUCUACCAAUGGAUCUGCUAGCAUCAGCGUGUCUGUGGAGGUUAACGGCACAUUGUAUUCAGGAACACUGUUUGCUCAGAGGUCAGGCUCCCACGGGACUGGCAUGUCUUCUGCUGCCACAGUGCCCCCUGCUGGACUCAGCACUGGGUUGGGGUUUGCGAGCUCUACCCACAGCCACAGUCCCAACUCUUCCUCCUCCUCCAAGGGACCUGGCUCGGCCGAGCCUUCCACCAGUGGCUCACCUUAGCUCAGGCGCUCCAACUCCUGGUCUCCAGGCUUUUCUUCAAUACACAAGCCCAGCAUGAAUAUAAUACAUUGAGAAAUCAAUAGGAAGAAAAACUGUUGCACAACAAAUACCUCAUUUCUCCUGUCAACUUUGGCUGUCCAUUUAUGAAUACACAUACCAACAUGAACUUACACACAGCUAUGCAUUCUGCACACUAAAUACUCAAACACAUACACACUCUAAUCCAAAAUACAUGCUAAACACAAUCAAACCGUUCGGCCAAAACCCACUGACAGGUGUUCACAACUGAACUUGAAGAGUUUUAUUUUAGGAUUUUGUUUGUUGCCAGUUUGUUGUCUUGAUUUAAUAUUUUGAACUUUUCUCCCUUUUUCCCUUUCUUUUUUAAAAACCUCAAACUGAGUAACCUGCAGUGGUAUAUUUACCUCAGGAGCUGUAGUAUACAUCACCUGAAUUAACUUAAUUUUUUUAUGGUUCAUAAUCAUACAGUGACCUCAUUACAUCACUGAAGUUGCCAUGACUGCCUGAUUUUCAGAAUGUUUUAUGAGCCUACAUGUAAUACCUCAUAUUUUAUCAACACCAGGGAGUCACUCACAUGAUGUACUCAAUCUUCAAUCUAGUGCAGGAUAGGUGGCCCUUGUGCUUGACAGGCUUUAUGGAUCAGAAUUAGCUUUGGACACAGAAGGACACACAGAAGGACGUUAUCAGUACCAACGGAUUCCCCAAUCUCCUAAAAACUAGCAAGCCCCGAGCUCAGUUUACCACACUGCAUCUAUCUAUCUACUAAUCAGAAAGGUAGGAAAGGUGUUCUUGUCCCAGCAGUAGAAUCUGUUUCUGGUUCAAAUCAACAGAAAUGGGAGAAAAAAAAUCAAGGAUUAUCCUGCAUAACAGUGGCCAGACCGGAAGUGUUCCUACUACAAAGCAUUUCAAACACCAUAUUAGCACCUCAGUUUGGGAGGCGCCUUUCUCAGGAAGCAUCGUGACGACUCUUAUUACACUUUGUCGUUUAAGAAGGAUCACACAGAAAGAAUGCACAAGUCUAAGCAGACUGUUCUCAAAGAAUACCUCAGACUCUGUAGGAGAACUACACUACAUACCUCAUUGCUCCAAAGCCAACUGAUUGACCCUGCAAAAGUCACCAGUCCACAGGAGUGGAAUUCUCUGGAAGGAAGGCUGGACUAAAUACUGUACAUGCUGACUAGACUGCUUGGGAUUUGGGGAGAGAAUUUUACCAAGCUUACCUGAGAUGGGCUUGCUUUCCCCAGUUUUAUCUGUAUUUGUUUUGUCUGUUCCAUUUGAUUUGCUUUGUACUGCAUUUAUAAGACUAAAUCUAUUUCAGAGUAUUGCUCUGCUUGUGUACAAUCAGGUGCCCAGUAUUUUACACGCAAAACACACACCUUCUGGUCUGUGGUAGCCUCUGAUUAUUGCACAGCUGAAUAUCAAAGAUUUGCCCAGUCCUCUCCUCUGAUCCUUUUCAGUCUACAUCCUUUUAGAUUUAGCUGUGUGGGGGCUAGCCAUUUGGGCUAGUUAGAGUACCAUUUGGUUUAGAAUGGGAUCCCCCCUAGUCCAUCUUGUAUAUUUCUAGCUGUUCAAGUUGUCAGGUUGGGUCACAUUGCUUUCCUUAGCAUCUUAAUCUGAAUUUACCUGUGAUGGAGUCUUUGGCCUGGUAUGGUUCUGGCUUGCAUAACCCAUGUUACCGGAGAUGUACCAGGGAUAAACCUUGGUGAAUUAUGCUGCUGUCCGCACAGUUGGUGUUACCAAAGGCCUUUUGACCUAACCUCUCCAGAAGAAAGACAAAGUGUAGCACAUGUUUAGCUAAGUGGAUUCAAACUCCCUUAAACAGUAUUACUCAAACUGUUCAGGUAAUAAUUCUUCUGCAUUUUUAAUACAUAGAAGUUGAUUUGGAUGAAAUUAAUUUCAAACUCUAUCCGUUUUGAAUGUGUGGUAUUUAACAAAACCUUUUAGCCUAAAUCUCUGAGGUGGGCAAACUUAUUGCUUUUAGUAAGCUGUUUUAGUUGUGUGUUGGGGUUUUUGGGCCUUUUGUAUUUUAGACCACUGGCCAAGUUUAGGGGACCUCAACUAUAUAUACAAUGACUAAAAAGGCACCUGCAAUCCUUGAAAAAGGUAAUAUUAUGUCCACAUUUUAUUAAGGUGAAAAAUCUAGUUGCUGCCUUAAAAUCAAAUGUACGGUUCAGGAGCUCUCUGCUAGGAAUGACAGUUUUAUCUUCAAGUUUAAUCCUUUGAAGAGUAAACUCCAUUAUCUUUUUUUUAAUGCAAUCAGACAUUAAUACUGUCAUCAUUCAUGUUAUUGGUUUCAAAACCAAGGUAUGCUAUUUAUUUGUGUUGAUUUUCUGAUGGACCUUGACGAGUUCGCUUGAUCACGUUUUUCUAAAACACUUUGUUUCUCUCGUUGUUUUAGAAAUGGACAUUUCAAUUUGAUCCAAUCAGUGACUGUCUGACAGUGUAGCCUUACAGCCUGUUCAUGAGUGUGUCUGAGUGUAUAUGUGUGAGGUAUGGUAGAAGACUGUUCGACAGCAGUUAACUGGUGUUAUCACAUUAAUUGCAGUUGCAUUGUUACAUCUCAGUGUGUAAUGCCAUACGAUCCUGCAGGUGGUGCUAUCCUCUAGUCACGACAUGACAACAGAACCACAGUAUGUUUACAUUUAUGUAGUUUAGCAGACGCUCUGGAUUAGUGCAUAAGGGAGUAGAUUUUCCUAUUUUUUUUAAAACCUGGCGAUGCUGUACCAACUUAGCAACAAGCAACCUUAGGUAGUAGUUGUGUAGACUUGCUGUGUGUGGUCCAGGCUCAUGUGUGCGAGAGGACAUGAAGUCUCUACAAAGAUUGUAAAACCUGACGUAUCGGUCCCCACAAAGUUUUUGGCAGAUCCCAACUAGGGAAAAUGUGAUUUCCGGGUUAGGUUUUGGGAAAAACGUACAAUUGGGUGCAGUGUUAGAAUUGGGGUUACUUGGGUUUAGGAAUUAAGGGUUAAGUUAGUUUCAGGGGUAGUGGAUAGGCAACAUGUAUUUCUGGGUUUCAAGUCCCCCCAAGGAAGUGUGUGUGUGUGUGUGUGUGUGUGUGUGAGAGAGAGAGAGAGAGAGAGAGAGAGAGAGAGAGAGAGAGAGCUCUUAAAGACCUACCUCAGGGCAUUUGGCUGCAGUUAUUGUUGUAUUUGAUAUUGAUUUUAACCAAUUAGCGUGUAUACUGAGGGACACGUCCAAAUGCACAGCUGUCUGCAGUGUCUUGCUAGAUGCUAUUUUAGACUGGUUCAGGUUUUUUGUCUUCAGUUGCAGGUGGGGUUACAUCACUCAGGAAACUGUGAAGUUGAGUCUGCAGAACCUUGUCUCUGGAUGGUUUGGAUUUUAUUAGAUUUUGAAUUGUAUAAAUCUAACCUGAUCUGUGUUAUACAGGUGUAUAUGCAAAAGGUUAUUGAAUACCUCAUUUAUAAAUUCUAUGUUGUUUUUGACUUGUACAAUGCUCCGUAUAUAAAUUGAUCUGUGGGGUUUGUGCAUAUUUUUGUACUGUUAUUAUUAUUAUGGACAUGAUGAUAAUAAUAAUGUUACUGAUAUUAUAGUUUUCUCUUUUUUGAUUGAAACAAAAUUAGGACAAAACAUGUGAAUGCUUGUAAUACUGAUUUGUGCUGAUUGUAUUUAAAAGAGGAGCACUUUUCCCAAGUGAGUUUGACACAUUCAGUUUUGUUCCCAUUAGUAAUAUAAAGAUAUGGUUCUCAGGGCUUUAAACUUGUAUGUCAUGAUAAAGUUUUACUUUAUA
Esox lucius (northern pike) is the source of this 6050-nucleotide messenger RNA. Its product is annotated as AT-rich interactive domain-containing protein 3B. The record is from RefSeq and is a predicted model, not a curated record. The transcript has 10 exons. Gene Ontology annotation, biological process: regulation of transcription by RNA polymerase II. Gene Ontology annotation, cellular component: nucleus. NCBI's taxonomy places the organism in Eukaryota, Metazoa, Chordata, Actinopteri, Esociformes, Esocidae. Gene Ontology annotation, molecular function: DNA binding. The coding region runs from base 422 to 2284 and encodes 620 amino acids.